AUGGACGCGUGUCAUGUAUUGUUGGGUCGACCUUGGCAGUAUGAUCGCAGUGUCAUUCAUGAUGGACGGAAGAAUACUUAUUCCCUUAACAUCAAGGGAAAAAAGAUUGUGUUGGUGCCCCGGCGGGAAGGACUCACUCCUACCCCUAUAGCCAAUAAUACUAACCUGCUUUCUAUGUCCAGGUUUUUAGAUGAGAUUGAGCAUGAAGGCGUGGUCUAUGCUUUACUACAUUGCGAGAAUAGUGCAGUAGACGUGGAUACAGAUUUACCAGUAGAGGUGCAGCGACUACUAGCAGAAUUUUCUGACUUGAUGCCAGAGGAUCUUCCUCCUGGGCUAUUGCCUAUAAGGGAUAUUCAGCAUCAAAUUGACCUUAUUCUUGGGUCAAAUAUUCCAAAUCGACUAGCAUAUCGCCUCAGUCCCAAGGAGGCUGAAGAGUUGCAGCGACAAGUGGUAGAGUUGUUGGAGAGGGCUAUAUCCGAGAGAAUAUGA
This is a messenger RNA of Carya illinoinensis, 489 nucleotides long. RefSeq lists its product as uncharacterized. Lineage: Eukaryota; Viridiplantae; Streptophyta; Magnoliopsida; Fagales; Juglandaceae. The record is from RefSeq and is a predicted model, not a curated record. The transcript has a single exon. The coding region runs from base 1 to 489 and encodes 162 amino acids.